AUGAUCUUCCACAGUCUUUUGCCUGGUUUGUAUUCCUGGCUCAGCUUGGAAGGUGAUCUUCGCUGGUCAGCAUUGCAGUUCGCUAUCCUGCCCUUUCUUUUCACACUUGGCUAUGUGUCCUUUUUUAUCAUGGAGCUAGCGAUCAGUCCUCUUGAUCGACAAAUUCAACGUCUAAAGAUUGUUGGGGAAAGUUACCUAGAGCUCCUGACGAAGAUUAAUUCCGAAAUGACUUCCGGAAACAAAUUUGAAAGUGAAUCCGGGAACGUAAUCGUUUCUCCUUCGUUUAUCGUCAAACUGAGUCCUUAUUCGAUGAAGAUCAUCCGCAAACUUGACGCCCAGUUGAAUGUUCUCCGUGUUUCAGAAGUUCCCUCGACGGAGAGAGGUGCCGAGCCCGAAACGAAUAUGACCGUAGAAGCAACCGGCUUGAUGACCAGCCAUGGCCAGACGAGUUUCAAUAUUUUCGUCAGAGCAUCUGACAUGGAUCAUUUAAUUACGUAUCUGGGCGACGACGUGGAGAUCAACACACAAAAUUUUGAGAUUAAUACUGUUUGGGACCGAUUUCGUAUGGCAGCGAAAGGAAUUGUGGAUACGAACGAAAAAUUAGAGAAACGUGAAUGCGACGAAGAAAUGGAAAUGUGUUUUGCCUGCGAUAUGAAUAGAUGCGAUAUCAGACUUGCGUCAUGCGCCUGUGCUGCGAUGUGGUGCUUCAGCUGCAUCGUAAGAGUAUUCGCAUCGCACCAGGACGCAAAGAGAAUUCCGAAAACGCAAUGGCUGAGUGGAUCUGCUCUUUGUCCACACUGUACGAAGGAAUAUAAUAUUCUAGGGACCAGGGGAAGCGGUCUGUUAAAAUCUAUCAGAAGAAGCUUCAGAAAGCGUAAGCCAAAGCCACCUCAACUGACAGCGGACGCCCAAAAGCCUGUAGAAUGGCAAGACGACGAGAGGAAAGUGAACGAUGGAACUUGUGAGUUUCGGGUUAAGUAUCUGGGAUGCGCUGAAGUCGCCGAACCACGUGGUAUUCAUCAUUGUGAGGAAGCUGUGAAACGGCACAAGCUGAGAAGACAACGUAACAAACCCAGAGCUGUGUUGGUCAUCUCGCCCGAUGCUGUACGGCUGAUAAAAGAAAAGAGCAAGCAACUAAUACUCGACCAGUCGAUUGAGAAGAUAUCUUUCUGUGCACCAGAUAGCACUUAUGAGGCCGCCUUUUCUUACAUUUGCCGAGAUGGUGCAACGAAAAGGUGGAUGUGCUACAGUUUUUCAUCGAUGACCAAAGAAGGUGAACGUUUAUCGAAUGCAUUCGGUGCUGCCUUCAGAGCAUGUUACGACAAAAAGAAAAGUCUCCAACUUGCAGAGAAUAGAAUCAGAGAAGAAACUUCGUUCAUGAGCGAGCAGCCAGUAACUACAAAAGCGGAAAUUAUUGUUACAAAGCCUGAGAGUGAUCCGGGCUAUUGCGAGCCACCGAAAAGCGAUAAUUCUGAAUCAAGCAAAGAGGAAUCGAAGAAAAUCAAGUUCGAGAUCAAAUCCUUACCGCGCCCUCAAGCUCCAGAAGAAUUAAAAAGACAGCCAAGCUUUAAACUAUUCGUGCCAUCGAAAAAUGCUUUCAAGACGUCGAGCUUACGGGAAGAUAAACUACAAAUUAAUGUUGAAAAAUUUCGAGGCCAUCAAGUCCUUAACCCUGUACCUGAACUAGAGCCUGAAAAUACAAAGCCAAUACAAGCGGUGCAGCCUUUUAGACGGAAUAUUCUCCAAAGUCAAAGCAUGCAAGUAAUGCGUCCUGCUCCAAAGCCAAUAGCGCAACCAAUUCGCGAGAGUAACCCCUGGUCCACUCAAGAAGAGGAAAAGGAUAAAUUCCACUUCGAAAGCGCAUUUCCCGCAGCAACUCGUGAAGAAGCCCCCUCGGUCACAGACGAUGGCCAGUCGGAGGUUGGCUCGACUGAUUGCUCCGGAGCGGGAGACCGAUGGAUUGAAAGUAUAUCCCGCGAUGUAAUUCCUUUGCUAAAGACUGGCGAGUCUGGAUCUUCAGUGGGCAUUUCUACGCCACGAUUAAGCCAAAGAGGGAAAACUCCGCCUGUUAUACCAGCUCGAAGUGGUUUCAAUCGCUUUAACCCAGCUUACGCGAGCCAGCGAAUGCCAAACUCGUACUCAGCUCCGACCGGCGCUUUCCAGAGAAGCUAUAGUGUCCGAUAUACUGGAUCGGCUGGUAUGUCGUCAACCUCGAGCUCACCGAAUCCUUUCCAAGAUGCCCCCUUCCCGGACUUUUCCUCCCAGUGGGAAGCUCUUGGCCAAAAACGUACCCCGAGCUCGUUAAACACCAAAAUGGGCAUCAAAGAGCGCAGGGCGAAAUUUCAGGACAAGAAAUCGUUAGUCAAGCCUAACAGUGGAAAACCAAAAGGAAAGUCCAAACCAUUUUCAAAGAAAUUUGCUGGAGGAAAAGACCAGAAAAGUGAUUCCAAAUUCACGCAGAAGAGAAAUGAUGGAAAGUUUAAGACAAAAAGACAGUUUCCGGAAACGAAUGAGGACCUCGAAGAAGCUUCUGUGAAAGAAGAGAAAGACUUAAAAUCCGAAGUGAAGGAAGAAGCGAAGAGUGAAUCGGGCAAAGUUUACAAAGUGUCUAUUUCCGGAUUGAAGAGCCCAUCUUUUGCAGCCCUCCGCGAACUGACCAAGAAAAACAACAUCGUUACCGACGAAUUUGAAAUCAACGAAGACUCCGUGACGAUCGCAUAUAAAGCAAAGAAACACGCGUUGAAAGCGUGCAACGUCCUCUGUGGACUCGAGUACGAAGGAAGCAGUAUCCACGCGUCACUGGUCGGAGAUAACGAUGCAAAGAAAGCUAGAAGAACGCGGCUUAUCAUUCGAAACCUCCCUUGGUCAUGUACGGAAGAGAAACUGAAAAAUGUCUUCCACAAGUUCGGAGCGGUUACGGAAGUCAAGAUUCCGCUCAAAGCCGACGGGAAAAUGAGGGGCUUUGGAUUCGUCCAGUUUACACACGGACAUGAAAGCGCAAAAGCUGUGAAGGCGGUAAGGGAAAUUGAUAACAGACGGGUUGCUGUAGAUUGGUGUCUUCCCAGAGAAGAUUAUCAGGCAGAAAAUAAAGAAACGAGCGAGACGACGGAACCUCAAGAAGACAAUGACUCAUCAGAUGAAGAAGAGGAGCCAACUAACGACGAAGAUGAUGAAAACAAAAUCGCUCCGAUCGGAACAAUGUCAUCGACAGAAGAAGAGGACUCUUCAGACGAAGAGGAAGAGGUCAUUGACGAAGCACCUCAAAAUCGAGUGAAAACGAAACCAGAAAAGAAGCAAAAAAAGGUUGAGGUCGACACAUCAGACGUGACAGAAGGCCGCUCUGUUUUUCUGCGGAAUUUGCCAUUCGACGCUUCUAUGGAGGAUUUAGAAGAACUUGUCAAGCCUUACGGAAAAGCGGUAAAGGUCUCUAUCGUCAAGAAUGAAGUCGGCGUUUCAAAAGGAGUUGCUUUCGUUGAGUUCGAAACAAAAGACGAAGCUGACAAAGUUGUCGUACAUACGAAGGAGCUCUCCCUAAAUGGACGAGCCGUCUUCGCCAGAACGGCCUUGCCUCAAUCCACCGUCGAAAAUAUGAGAAAAGUAAAGGAAAUAGAAAAGAAUGCAAAGAACGACAAACGCAACCUUGCUCUGGCGAAGGAAGGCGAAAUUCGCGAGGGCUCAAAAGCAUGGAACGAAAUUUCCGAGCAAGACAGAGCUCGUAGACAAAAGUUCGCGGAACUCAAGUUUCAAAAGCUUAAAAAUGUGGAGAACUUUGUCGAUUCCUCGAAAAUAGUUAUUCAUAAUAUUCCGAAGAGCUUUAGCGAAGAGGAUGUUCAUUUGCUCGCCCGAAAGGCGGCGAACGGAGACAUUAAAAAGGAAGUGGGAAAGAAAAAAUGUAAAACAGUAUCGUGCCAUCUCAUGCGAAGCACUGACCCUGAAGAGCAGAACCAAAGCCUCGGCUUUGCUUUCAUCAAAUUUCAACGCGAGGCAGACGCGAUGAAAGCGCUUAGAAUCCUGAACAAUCAUCCGACGGCGUUUUUCGACGACAAACGACCGAUCGUUGAGUUCGCCGUCGAGAACGCAAAAGCCUUGAAGAUAUUGGCGGAUAGGAAGGAACGUAACUCGAAGAAGAUCGAACUGAGGAAGAAGAUGGAGGCGAUGAAUGUAGACGAACCAGAGCCGGGCCAGAUUCCAAAGCGAAAACGACCGUGGCAGAUCGCUCGCGAAGAGCGGAAGAAAAAGCGACGGGCGGCUAGACUUGAAGCAGCGGGAGAUCAGGACGGUACGUCUGCGGAGGCAAAGAUCAAUGAAACGAAAAGCGAACCAUCUCAACCGAAGAAUUCGUCGUUGAAAAAGAAGACAUCUCCGAAAGAGUCAGCUAAAACUGAUGAAUAUGAUUCAAAGCCGGAGUACGGUGGAAUGACGGUUCAGCGAGGAAUAGCUGGUCAACUGAAGCGACCAAAACAUUCGGGAACGAAAAUUCGAGCUCGUGACAAAGGAAAGAUUACUCUUCAGCGACAGCAAGAGCGGAAGCUCAAACGGAAGGAAAACCUGAAGAAGCUGAGUGUAUCUGUUAAAAAGGAAAAAGGCGUGAAACCGAAAGAACGGAAGGAAGAUCAGUCCUUUGACUCGUUGGUUGCAAAUUAUAAAAGCAAAAUUUCAGCUGGUCUGAAGCUCUUGUAA
Molecule: messenger RNA, 4680 nt
Organism: Oikopleura dioica
Lineage: Eukaryota; Metazoa; Chordata; Appendicularia; Copelata; Oikopleuridae
Source: the annotation of a GenBank genome assembly